Daucus carota subsp. sativus is the source of this 778-nucleotide messenger RNA. Its product is annotated as transcription and mRNA export factor ENY2. The transcript has 5 exons. Gene Ontology annotation, biological process: poly(A)+ mRNA export from nucleus; regulation of transcription by RNA polymerase II; positive regulation of DNA-templated transcription. Gene Ontology annotation, molecular function: transcription coactivator activity; chromatin binding. The record is from RefSeq and is a predicted model, not a curated record. Gene Ontology annotation, cellular component: DUBm complex; nuclear pore; SAGA complex. The coding region runs from base 112 to 447 and encodes 111 amino acids. NCBI's taxonomy places the organism in Eukaryota, Viridiplantae, Streptophyta, Magnoliopsida, Apiales, Apiaceae.
UAAACGGCGUCGUUCGCUGUUCUAACAGGCUUUAUAUGAAGGCUCUUGUUUUGCAUCAGUAGAGAACAAUUACUUGCAAAUCGAGAAGCUUGUGUUUGAUUUCUGCUGAAUAUGAGGCACUCAGUGAAUCGACCGCCGACGCCUGAUGUGGCGGAUGAUCAAGAAAGAGAGCAGUCGCUUCCGGAGACUAUCAACAUUAAGAUGAUUGAGAGCGGGGAGAAAGAAAGAUUGAUGGAGCUGCUGAGGGAACGGCUAACUGAAUGCGGAUGGAAGGAUGAGAUGAAAACUCUUUGCAGGGCAUACAUCAAGAAGCAGGGAAGGGAUAAUGUUACCCUGGAUGACCUUAUUCAGGUGAUCACUCGUAAAGGCAGAGCUUCAGUUCCUGCUUCAGUAAAAGCUGAACUGCUACAAAGAAUUCAAUCUUUUCUUGUUUCUGCUGCUCUCUGAAGAUAGAACUGGAAUGGAGGACCAUCAGAAACUGAGAUCAAAAUCUAUAGCAAUAUGUCACAAUAUGUGCUUAAGCUUCUUCCAUGCUUUGUAUUUUUAUACUAUCACUGAUGCUAGAAGAAUUCACUUCUGCUAAAUAUAACCCUACAAGAAGGGGGUUACUUUUCAGUUGACAAGUGUGAAGUCCAUUAUCUUACUAUUCCGCUUGAGCACAUUUAGAUUUUAUAGAUUCCAUGUAGCUGAGAUAUUAUUAUUCGAUAUAUAAGGUUCUUGAGAUUUGUAACACUAUCGAGAUAUAUUAUGAUUUAGAGGAGCCCUGUGGUUGUCUUUA